AUCACACACACCCACACCACACCACACCGCACCGCCACCUCCCUUCCAGUCAUCUGACAUCUCCUCCCGUCCUCUCCUCUUCUCGAAGCAUCCUCCUCCUCCUCCCUCCUCUCCGCCCGGAUCGCGAUGGCCGCCGCCGCCGUCGCCGCCGACUCCAAGAUCGACGGCCUCCGCGACGCCGUCGCCAAGCUCGGCGAGAUCAGCGAAAACGAGAAGGCCGGGUUCAUCAGCCUCGUCUCGCGCUACCUCAGCGGCGAGGCGGAGCAGAUCGAGUGGAGCAAGAUCCAGACCCCCACCGAUGAGGUCGUGGUGCCCUACGACACCCUCGCGCCCCCUCCCGAAGAUCUCGACGCCAUGAAGGCCCUGCUCGACAAGCUCGUGGUGCUCAAGCUCAACGGAGGCCUCGGCACCACCAUGGGCUGCACCGGCCCCAAGUCUGUCAUUGAAGUUCGCAAUGGGUUUACAUUUCUUGACCUUAUUGUGAUUCAGAUUGAGUCCCUGAACAAGAAGUAUGGAUGCAGUGUUCCUUUGCUUCUAAUGAACUCUUUCAACACUCAUGACGACACACAGAAGAUUGUUGAGAAGUACUCCAACUCCAACAUUGAAAUUCACACUUUCAACCAGAGCCAAUAUCCUCGCAUUGUUACUGAGGACUUCUUGCCGCUUCCAAGCAAAGGGCAGACAGGGAAGGAUGGCUGGUACCCCCCAGGCCACGGUGAUGUGUUCCCCUCUUUGAACAACAGUGGAAAACUUGAUACCUUACUGUCACAGGGAAAGGAGUAUGUCUUCGUGGCGAACUCAGACAACUUGGGUGCUAUAGUUGACAUCAAGAUAUUAAACCACCUGAUCCAUAACCAGAAUGAGUACUGCAUGGAGGUUACUCCAAAAACAUUGGCUGAUGUUAAAGGUGGUACCCUCAUCUCGUACGAAGGAAGGGUCCAGCUCUUGGAGAUUGCCCAAGUCCCUGAUGAGCAUGUGGAUGAAUUCAAGUCGAUCGAGAAGUUCAAGAUAUUUAACACAAACAACCUGUGGGUGAACUUGAAGGCGAUCAAGAGGCUUGUAGAUGCUGAAGCACUUAAGAUGGAAAUCAUUCCCAACCCCAAGGAAGUUGAUGGUGUGAAAGUGCUACAGCUAGAAACCGCAGCUGGAGCAGCGAUCAGGUUCUUUGAGAAAGCAAUCGGCAUCAAUGUUCCCCGCUCAAGGUUUCUGCCCGUGAAGGCUACAUCUGAUUUGUUGCUUGUGCAGUCUGAUCUCUAUACCUUGGUCGAUGGCUAUGUCAUCCGCAACCCGGCCAGAGUGAAGCCAUCGAACCCUUCAAUUGAGCUUGGUCCUGAGUUCAAAAAGGUUGCCAACUUCCUUGCCCGUUUCAAGUCGAUCCCCAGCAUCGUCGAGCUUGACAGCUUGAAGGUCUCUGGUGAUGUCUCGUUUGGCUCUGGAGUCGUACUCAAGGGCAACGUGACCAUCGCCGCCAAGGCUGGAGUCAAGUUGGAGAUCCCAGACGGAGCGGUGCUUGAGAACAAGGACAUCAACGGCCCAGAGGAUAUUUGAGUGACGUUCACCCGCCUGCCCGCCCACCUUCUCGCAUCCCCAGAAACCUUCCGGUCCUCCUUUGCUGAGUUAACCGUCCUGUAAUUUUUCGUGUGCAUUCUGCUGGGGUGUUGUCCUGCGGGAGCCCCGUUACAUAAUAACUGUAAUCCCCUCCGUGCGGUCCAUUGACACUUCCGUUCUUCCUGGGAGUGCCAGGGACGUAAAAUUUCUUUUGGUUAUAUGAUAUGAUGAUGCCAUAGUUUUCACA
Messenger RNA from Hordeum vulgare subsp. vulgare (domesticated barley), 1795 nucleotides. Its product is annotated as UTP--glucose-1-phosphate uridylyltransferase. The record is from RefSeq and is a predicted model, not a curated record. Lineage: Eukaryota; Viridiplantae; Streptophyta; Magnoliopsida; Poales; Poaceae. The coding region runs from base 127 to 1548 and encodes 473 amino acids. Gene Ontology annotation, molecular function: UTP:glucose-1-phosphate uridylyltransferase activity. Gene Ontology annotation, cellular component: cytoplasm. The transcript has 20 exons. Gene Ontology annotation, biological process: glycogen metabolic process; UDP-alpha-D-glucose metabolic process.